Malus domestica (apple) is the source of this 1543-nucleotide messenger RNA. NCBI's taxonomy places the organism in Eukaryota, Viridiplantae, Streptophyta, Magnoliopsida, Rosales, Rosaceae. The record is from RefSeq and is a predicted model, not a curated record.
GAACAGGCCAGAAUUGAAAUUUUAUCAAAAUCCGAGGCCUUUUCUGAAAAUUCAACUGUCGAAAAUUACGACAAGUGUAGCGACUUCCAGCCACGAAGAUCCAGUUUUCUGCUCAGACCUCCAUCGAUACAAAGCUUUCUUCCGGUCUCCUCCGUUAUGGAGAGGCACAUCGAGAUUUUCCUGAAGAGGCUCUCCUACGUCUCCAUACUCAUCGGCACCGUCGCCUUCGUCUUCCUCCUCCUCAAAACCCCCGACACCUGCGUCGCGCCGGACUCUCCCCCGAAGCCCCACCUCCGCUUCCCCAAAUCCUCCUGCGACGCCUCGCCGCGCGUCAUCCUCCCUCUCCACAAGAAGAACAAGCGCCUCUGGUCCACCAAGACCUGGCAGAACAAGGUCCACUCCUUCUCCAACUUCUUUCGCGCAUUUUAUCAAAUGGGUCUCCUGCACAACGAGUCCAAGGUCCUCUGCGUCUCCGCCGGCGCCGGCCACGAGGUCAUGGCGCUGACCCAGUUGGGCGUUGCCGACGUCACCGGAAUUGAGCUCCUCGAGUCGCCUCCGCUGGUGAGCCGGGCGGAUCCCCAUAACUUGCCUUACUUCGAUAAUGUGUUUAAUUUGGGAUUUAGUGCGCAUUUCGCGGAGGCGUUGUUUCCGAACCGGUUCGCUGCGGAGAUGGAGAGGACGGUGAGGGCCGGCGGGGUGUGUGUGGUGGUUGUGGACGAAUGUGGGGAUGAGGAGGUUAGGGAGAUUGUGGAUUUGUUUACGAAUUCGAGGUUUGUUGGUGCUCUUAAUGUUACAUUGACUGGAUUGAGAAUGACAAGAAUUAUUAUGAAAGUUAAGCAUUCACCUUAAUUUCCUUUUGGUAAUUCUCUCUUUGCUUUACAUGUUUAUGUUAUAUGUUUCGAAUUCGAUUUCUUGUUUGUGUGUGAAUUGGUGUUUCUGUCUUAGGAUCUGGGGUUAGUGAGCUACUUAUACUGUGAAUUUGUGAUCUGAAAGCGGAUUAAGCAACUGCGUAAGAACUCGAACGGAUCUAGAUUAAGUUAUAACUCUUGUGAAGAAGUAUGGCAUUGAGAGUGAAUGGUUUCGCUAUGUUGCGUAAGAACUCGAACGGCUCUAGGUUAAGUUUAUAACUAUUGUGAAGAAGUAUGGCAUUGAGAGUGAAUGGUUUUGCUAUGUUGCGUAAGAACUCGAACGGCUCUAGGUGAAGUUUAUAACUGUUGUGAAGAAGUUUGGCAUUGAGAGUGAAUGGUUUCGCUAUGUUGCGUAAGAACUCGAACGGCUCUAGGUUAAGUUUAUAACUGUUGUGAAGAAGUAUGGCAUUGAGAGUGAAUGGUUUCGCUAUGUGCUUUGCUUUCCUCUCAAGUCUCGUUAUUUCGGGCAAGUUUCUCUGUUUUAGUUGUGCUCGUUUGAUCUUCUGUUCUUGUCAAAUGAAAAUUUUGAACUUCGAUCGCUUUCUUUGUCUGCUUGAGAUCACAAAUGCUAGGCACUCUUCGAUUGUAAGGAUCUUAAUGAUGUAUGCAAUUUAGGAUGUUCUUCUUGUUGGAAA